AGUGUCGUCAACGUGUACAAUUCCACAACCACUUUCUUUAUUUAUUUACGUAUUUUUUUCUCUUCACACCUUAUUCCCUACUCCACACACCCAUCAUAAAAUCUUUCUCUUAAAAUUCUCUCUCUUCAUAUCUCUCCACCAAAAGCCAUGGGUCCGGUGGUGCUCAGCCAACUAGCCACCGGUCUGAGCGUACUGGCCGGAGCGGUCAUCGUCAAGUCGGUCAUGGACCAGAAGCCCAUGGCAGGCCCAUUCACUCGCUGCCCCACCUGCAACGGAACCGGUCGAGUAACCUGCCUCUGUUCGCGUUGGUCAGAUGGCGACAUCGGAUGCUCCACGUGUUCCGGGUCGGGUCGCAUGGCCUGCAGCAGUUGCGGCGGCUCCGGCACCGGUCGACCCUUGCCGGCCAAAAUCGCGAUUCGCCCUCCCAGCCGCCCCUCUUAAUUCCCCCACCUCUGCUUUUAGCAUUUGAUCAGUCGUUAGUGCCAAAACAUAAUUUUGGACGAGUACGAUGGUAAAGCUAAUGAAUAAGUUAACUCUUGGGAGAAAAGUUAGUUCAAGAACUCAUCAGUGAGACAUUAGAAGAUGAUGAUUGAAAGUCUUUCUCUGUCAUUAGAUUAGAUGGAAGGCGCAGUUGGGUUUUUGGAUUGUUUAGUUUCUUAGUGCGUCUCUGUUAUAUAUGUGAAAUGUGCUGUAAUUAUGUGCAUGUUAGCUGGCUUCCAAGCUUGGACGGAGCAACUAAUCAGGUCAAGUGUUUAAUA
This is a messenger RNA of Vigna radiata var. radiata (mung bean), 758 nucleotides long. Its product is annotated as chaperone protein DnaJ. The transcript has 2 exons. Lineage: Eukaryota; Viridiplantae; Streptophyta; Magnoliopsida; Fabales; Fabaceae. The record is from RefSeq and is a predicted model, not a curated record. The coding region runs from base 148 to 441 and encodes 97 amino acids.